AUGCACGCACGCUCGGCAGGAAGGUUGAACGUCCCUAUGAGUACCUCUUGGUUUGUCAGGGACCAGAAACCCCACCGCCUGAUCGUGAUAUCGAACACGAACGAGGCCAAAGAUGAUUGCGUUACUGUGUCCGAGAUGGAAAUGCUGCUUAGCUGGAUAUUGACUGGUAUGACGGCCCAGACGCAUGUAAUGUGUCAUGAAGGCGUAUCUGGCUCCGAUUUUCAUAUGGUUUUCCCGGUCCUUACCAUAUCCUUUUUCAUGCCAACACACGCUCGUGUUGUCCAGGCGUACUUUCAAAACGGCCAACUUAACAUCCAGUUCACCAAGUUUUAUAAUUUUGACGAGCCCGAGUCCAAGUACAUCGAGACAAUGAAUGAUUUCCUUAAAUGGGCUGAUUCCAUACCGUGCGGCAGUACCCUCGCAGUACAUGGCGAUGCAAAAUUGGCGGAGGAUUUCCAUGUCGUUUUCGAUGAAAAGCGCCAAAGAGCUAGCAAACCAACCCAAGCCUAGUCUCUUUGCUUGGUUAGAAAAUUCGUUCUAUGGUUCUCUUUAACGAGCAUGGCAAAUCAAGAUGGAUUGUUUAGCGAAAACUUGCAAUUGAAAUGAAUAGUGAGAUAGAUUACUUGAAUAUACACCGG
Molecule: messenger RNA, 638 nt
Organism: Aspergillus glaucus CBS 516.65
Lineage: Eukaryota; Fungi; Ascomycota; Eurotiomycetes; Eurotiales; Aspergillaceae
Exons: 3
Coding region: 1-510 (169 amino acids)
Source: RefSeq, a predicted model, not a curated record